Messenger RNA from Strongylocentrotus purpuratus (purple sea urchin), 1620 nucleotides. It is a transcript of the gene uqcrfs1, whose product is annotated as cytochrome b-c1 complex subunit Rieske, mitochondrial. The transcript has 3 exons. The coding region runs from base 72 to 896 and encodes 274 amino acids. Gene Ontology annotation, molecular function: quinol-cytochrome-c reductase activity; 2 iron, 2 sulfur cluster binding. Gene Ontology annotation, biological process: mitochondrial electron transport, ubiquinol to cytochrome c. Gene Ontology annotation, cellular component: membrane. NCBI's taxonomy places the organism in Eukaryota, Metazoa, Echinodermata, Echinoidea, Camarodonta, Strongylocentrotidae. The record is from RefSeq and is a predicted model, not a curated record.
UCCACUUCCGGUGUUACUGUAAUAGAAAAACGCCGGUUCUUGUUGUGGCUGGGCUGAAUAUACCAUUAAAAAUGUUUUCGGCUGUCUCUAAAGUAGGAGUUGUUGCUCCGUUUGUGUCCGCCACAUCCCAAAAUGUGGGAUCUCAGCUUAGACAAGCAGUUGUCGCAGCUCCAUCAAUUGUUCACAAAUUCACAUUACCUGAGAGGGAAGAUAGACUUACAAAUGUGAAGCUCGGUGCUUUGCUACCAAAGAGUCACGGUACGCGGGUGACGAGUGGAGUCGAAGCUGCCGGACAUGUGAGGUUUGCACACACAGACAUCCAAGUACCGGACUUCUCAGAGUACAGACGUGACACAACGAGCGAUCCCAAGAAGCCGGCAAGUACCUCAUCGACUGACCGUCAGAUGUUCUCAUACCUCCUGGUUGGUGGAGGAACCAUUGCAGCGACAUACGGUGCAAAGAAUAUUGUCACUGAUUUCAUCCAGACCAUGAAUGCCUCUGCAGAUGUCUUAGCUAUGGCCAAGAUUGAAAUCAAGCUGGAAGAAAUUCCAGAGGGUAAGAACAUGACCUUCAAGUGGAGAGGAAAGCCCCUCUUUGUGAGGCACAGGACGCAGGAGGAGAUUGACGAGUGCGUGUCCGUCGAUGUCGCGUCACUGCGCGACCCCCAGCAUGACAAGGAACGUGUGCAGAAAGACGAGUGGCUGGUCCUCAUCGGCGUGUGCACCCAUCUGGGCUGUGUACCCAUCGCCAACGCCGGAGAAUACGGGGGCUACUACUGCCCUUGCCACGGGUCCCAUUAUGACGCCUCAGGCAGGAUCAGGAAAGGACCCGCACCCCUCAAUCUAGAGAUCCCCGAGUAUACCUUCCCCACAGACGAGAUGCUUAUCGUAGGUUAAUGUUGGAAUGCAAAGCUGAUUCAUAGCAUUUAUAUCGUCAUCAGGAAUUUCAGCAUGCUUGUCCACAGAGCCCUUACACUUCCGUUACCUGACUUCAAAGCUAUGCCAAACCAAUUGAAAACUUUACUCCAAUUAAUAUCUACCGGUACCAUACAAUAGUGAUCAUACUUAAAUUAUCCUUUUCCCUUGUACUUUUGUAGCCAGAUAGAAUUUAAUAUUUCUUGAGGCUCAUUCAUACCAAAUAAUGCAAAUAAAGUCACGAAGAAGUAAAUGCACACUAAUUAAGAACUGCCGAUGUCCCAUGUGACUUGCACUUGUACUGGUGUAAUACAAUUAAAGUUUGUCACGUGGAUAUGCCUUGUCAGAAUAAGUGGAUGUAGAAUUUCACAUAGGUGAUGAAUAUGCAAGGUCAUAUUUGAGUUAUUUAUUAUUCUAUAAUACUGGACAAAAUAAAGAAUGAAUUGGCUUUGUUUUGGUUUUCUGGUGCAAGCAUUGUGGGAAGGUAUUAUCCGUACAAACAGCAGAUUGGGUGUGCUGUGUAUGUGAACUAUCGCCGAGUUUAUUUACAUAAUGCUCCACUUAUGUGUGAUACAUGCCUAGUCUUUUUGCUGUUGUAUUGUAAAGAUAUUAGGAUUUUACUAGUGAGACAAUAUGUGUGUUUUACCCAUGUACAAGAGUUGAAUAAAAUUGGAGAGACCUAUAUUAAAAACAUGUUCAAAGUUGA